This is a messenger RNA of Pelagomonas calceolata, 831 nucleotides long. The record is from the annotation of a GenBank genome assembly. NCBI's taxonomy places the organism in Eukaryota, Pelagophyceae, Pelagomonadales, Pelagomonadaceae.
CUGUGACACAGUGUCAUCGCAAUUUGUGCCUCGUCGCAUCGCUGCAAGCUGCAUCAAAAAGUCAUUGAGCAGCUUAAUCUGGCGACCAUCACUGAUCGACUCGGAUAAAACGAGCAGCAACGCCCGUAACUAAGGCAAAGCCAUGUCACGCAGCAUUGCUCUCAUCCUUGCCCUUGCCACUGGCGCGGCAGCGCUGCGGCCGCAGUGCCGCACCAGCCUCGCGCCGCGCCGCGAUUUCUUGGGCGCCGCCGCCGCAGCGGCAACAACUCUGCUGCCGCAAGCGGCGCACGCGACGGGCAAGGCGACGCAGAAGACGCUGUUCCUGCGCUACGAGAAGCGGAUCGCAGGGCUCGGCAGCUAUUUCGAUGAACUUGAGUCAGCUAUUUCCAACGCCGACUGGGCGGCCGUCGCGACCGCGUGCGAGGCCGACACAUCAAAAAAGGGCAAGAUCGGGCCGGUCUACUCGGGGCUGACCGCGAUGGAGCUCUGGGCGAACACGUACUCCGACCGCAAACAGUCGGUGAAGACUCAACGGAUGCUCGCGGAGGCCGAGAUCGUCGAGAAGACCCGCGAGUACGUCGCGGGCGUCGCGUGCAAGGGGACGGGUGAGUGCCUCAAGGCCGAGGGCGGCUUCUUCGGCCUCGGCGCGAAACCGGCGCCGAAGCCCUCGGAUGGUGAACUGAAAUCGGCCGCGCUCGGCGCGGUGAAACAGGCCCGCGGCGCGUUCAACCGCUUCGUCGCCCUGAACAACGAGGCGCUGCCCUUGGACAUCAACGGGCUCGUGGCGAUCGCGGAGUAGACCUAGUGUGCUGUAAAAUGGUUCUACUUCUG